AGAAGCCCAGUGUAAGACCUCCAUUUUAGACGACACGGCAAUUUUUUUUUUUAAACACGAUAAACUAAGAGGUAAGCUUAAUUCAUAAAGUAACCAAAUUAUCAGAACAUACGUUAAGAUAUUAUAAUUUAUUUAUUUUUUGUUUGGGGGAUAAUUGGGGGGGGGUACUGAAAGUUUGACAGUUGUUGACAAAGGGGGGUAGGGGAUCGAAAAUUGCCUAAAAAUUGUUGAAUUAAUUAAUGGACGGUCCCUAAAUGCGUUAUUUAUUUAUUUUUCUAAAUUAAAUUUUACUCGUUUUUACAACGAAUUGUCUGUCCGGACUGUCUUGAUUUACGGCUUCAACCGUCUCUUGGUGUUGAUGCUCUUAACACCCGGUUUAAACACUGAGCCAGAUGAUGUCAACCCAGGGCGUGUGUUUAGUCGCGACCAUUCUCUCGUUUAAGUUUUAUAAUUGUAAGUCAAUUUCUGGAGAUAAAAACACUUAUAAACUGCGCUAGAUAUUUGCCAGGCGAGCAUUUUAAAAAAAUUACCUAUGGGUUAAAAUACUUGUUACUCUGUGUAAGUGGUGUAGCACAGUGGAUUAUCUAAUACAUUCAGAGGCGUAGCCGGGUUUUGCAAUGGUAUGAGUCGGGGGAUGAGUGUUUAACGCGUCGAGUAUACAUCUAGUUGUGCACAAGGAUUAAUGGGUGGGUUGGAGGGGGUGGUUGUCAAGGGUUUGAAAAUCACUGUUCUUAUUAUGAACGGUUGCUAGUGACACACUGUUAGAGAUAUCAUUAGACCACGUUGAAUGGAAUACCGGAUGGGUUCUCAAACAGAGAAGCAAGGUAUCUCUUCAGGAGUUACAUUGAGUAAGAGAACCAGAAAACUGCAAGUUUCUUUAAUAGUGAAACCUAGAAUUAGGUCUCACAAUAAUACCAUCUAGAAGUAGAUCUAACAAAAGUAACUUCUAGAAAAUAGAUCUAACAAUAUUAACAGCUGGAAUUAGGUCUAACAUCUUGAUCCUAGAAGCAUAUCUUGACACCUGGGCAUGAACAACAAAGACAUUUAGUUUUAGAUGUAGAACUAAAACUUAAAAUUUGAUUAUCAGCAUUACAGUUGAGAUCCAACAAGGGCGGUGUGCUUCUACUGAACAUUGUUAACUUACUUAACAUUGACCUACCGCUAAAUAGAACGUUGUAUUGCCCCCCCCCCCCCCCCCCCCCCCCCCCCCCCCCCCCCCAAAAAAAAACGUUUUUUUGCCCCCCCCCCCCCCCCCACGGAGCCUCCGCCCUACAAACAGGGAUUAAACUGCUGUAGACAUAGAAGAUAAGCACUUACAGAACAAGAAAUACCGUCUGCCAGAUUUAGAAUGGCAAUGACGUCAGAUAAGGGGUCGGAGGAAAAAACACAUAUUUUUUUUACCACGCCUUUGAGCCCCCCUCGAUGUAAAAAGGAGAACGUCUUAGAUCAUUAAAUUCAAAAUAGGUUUAUUGAAUCUAUUUAUACGGGAAAUUCAAUUAUAAAUAUUUAAAAAAUGUAUAAUGAAUUAAUGUAAUUUUUAUUCUGGAACAAACAAAUAUUUGAAAAUGUGCUUCACUAACCCCAACCCAGGUUUUGGAGACGUAAUGUUUUGAUUUCUUUUUAGAUAUGAAAUAACGUAAACAAGUAUGGUUUUCUUUCAUAGUAUGGCAGUGUGGAUAAUAUACUAAAGGCUCAAUUGAUUUACGUGCCAGUAAGUCCAAUACAGAGAAAAGUCCUUGUCCUCAAACGAAGGUUGUUGCAAAAAAAAGUAGCGAUUUUGGGGACUAGUUUUUCUUAUGCAAGGUUAAACCCCAUUGCCGCUCAUGACAUAUUGGAGCAAAAGGUAAAACAAUAUUCUCCUACGCCGAAACGUGCUGCUGUAGACGUCAUUUUGUCGUGCAACUGGUAACCUCAACAUGGUGUGUGCUUACCCAUGUACACUGAGCAUAAACAGUGUGGCUAGGGGGGGGGAGUGAUUUUUGUAUCAUUUUAUUUAUGCCCUCAUUACCCCUCUUUUUUUAUGCCCUCACUUAUUAAUAACCUCAUUAUCUCCACUUAUGUAUACCCUCAUUAACCCAUUUAUUUAUGUCAUAAUUACGUCCAUUUAUUUAUGCCCUCAUUACCUACAUUUAUGUAUACCCUCAUUACGUCCAUUUAUUUAUGCCCUCAUUACCUCCAUUUAUUUACGCCUUCAUUAACCCAUUUAUUUAUGCCAUAAUUACGUCCAUUUAUUUAUGCCCUCAUUACCUCCAUUUAUGUAUACCCUCAUUACGUCCAUUUAUUUAUGCCCUCAUUACCUCCAUUUAUUUAUGCCCUCAUUAACCCCAUUUAUUUAUGCCCUCAUAAUCCUUCCUUUAUUUUUUCCCUCCCAACCCCUAUUUAUUUAUCCCCCAAUUACACCUAUUUCUUUAUGCCCCCCUUACCCCUAUUUAUGAAUGCCCCUAUUACCUCCAUUUAUGUCUGCCCCCAUCAUCCAUAUCAAUUUAUGCCCUCAUUACCCAUAUUUAUUCAUGCCCCAAUUACACCCUUUAUGUAUGCCUCCAUUACCCAUAAGCAUUUAUGCCCUCAUUACCUCCAUUUAUUUAUGCCCUCAUUAACAAAAUUUAUUUAUGUCCUUAUUACCCGCAAGAUUUUCAUUUGUUACCUAACUUGGUGUAGUUUACUCCCGACGUGUCGGCCGACCCAGUGCGUUAGAUGGAGAUAUUCCUUGGUGUAUGUAUCCAAACAUUUUUGAAACCCUUGAUGCUCUUUCGGGACUUUGAAAUUUUUUAUAGUAUUGUCUAUUAGUUUGCCCCAAAUGCUAAGCUAUGCUUUUCGCCACCAUCUUAAUUUACUCCCUGCUUUCUUUUAUGAAUCACCCCCCCCCUUUUUUUUUUAACCCAACUCUAAAACUUUUGGCCAAUAUUUAAUUCGUAUAUACUUCACCGACACAAACAUUGAAAUGCGCCUCGAUCAAGCAGUGGUAUAUACUUCACCGACACAAACAUUGAAAUGCGCCUCGAUCAAGCAGUGAUAUUUUAAUCUUCUUUACAAGGUACGCUGUUUUGGUUUCCUCAAAAUUCAGUCUUUCGUGGAUGAUCUCAAGAGAUGGCUGGAUCAGGCGAUGAAAUGAGAUUCAUUGAGUUUCAAGACUUGGAGAGAUACAAACAAGAACGGAGAUGCAUGCAUUGUAAGAUAAGGACAUUUGAUGAUAUGGUCACCUGCACAAAGUGUCUAGAGUUUUGGUGAGUACAUAGAGAGAUUUGAGAGAUGGGAUAGAUGUGAGACAUGUUAGAGAUGUGAGAGAUUUGAGAGAUGUGAGAGAUGGGAGAGAUGUUAGAGAAGUGAGUUUGAUUUCAACAAUCAAAUUUUUUAAUGAACAAAUAUGGCAUAACCGUUCACAAACCCUUACCCGUUUUAUUCUUUAAGGGGGCCGAGCGAGUCGCUCUUUAUGGCCCACGGCUAUUCGCACAACGGUGUACCUUAUCUGAAGGGCACUGCUUAACAUGACGUUCGCCCUCCCCCACCCCCUGAGUUCGACAUUCCAUCCCUUUGCCAAGCCUACGGAUAGAUGCGUUCCAUCCGUAUUUGAUUUAGCGUAACAGGGCAUUUUAAUUGGAAAACCCAACUUCCGAUAAGAACAACAAUGGCGAACACCUAUGUUUUUAACCGUUUCUUGUUGUUUCUUCACGUGUCAUGUCUGCCGAGGAAGGCUCUAUGCCAAAACGUGCUUCUUUAAAUGUCCUGUCUAUAUAUUUCAAGCUUCCAUAUACCUCGAUCCACGAUUUCUUUCACGUUUUAAAAUAAAUUUUGCAUACAUAUUUUAUUUAUUUUUUUUGGUGUCCAGCUACUGUUCUAUAGAAUGCUUAGAAAAUGACAGUAAAGGUCAUGCCACUGAAUGUAACAUAAUUGGGUUAAGGAAGGGACGACGCCGCAUUGUGGACAUCAACAUGCUCGAAUACGUCAAACAGAAAGCCAAGCUUUUGGACGAAGACGGGGACCCGAUUGACGUUAAAAGCCACCCUAAGGCUAACCCUAAGCCUGUCGAUGAAAUCAAAGACCCCAAGGCCAAGGAUCAACAAAAUGAGAAUGUACCUGCUUACAAGCCAGGGCCGAAGAACAAAAAGAACAAAAGGAAAAACAAAAGCAAAAGGCGAAAGGCCCCCAACCCCGUAAAGCCCAGUUCCCAAACACCGGACCUGUCCUCGACCAUUGUCCGGGGCAGGUUUGGCGGUCGAGUUAAAGUGGACGACAAUGUCAGGUCAGGGGCGAGAUUUGGUGAGGGGUGGUGGACAUCAGGACGACCAAGCAGCAGCGGUGGAGGUGCAACGGGUCACGCGACAGAGAAGACGAUUUAUGCCAAGAAACCAACGAAGACUAGUUUCCCGGAGUACGACUCCGAUACGGACUCCGAUGAUGGGUUGAAAUUAUGUGCCAUGGCCACAGUUGAAGGUUUGUGAAGAUUUUAAUUAAUUAUAGGCUAUCAAAGUAUAAAGUAUGGUAACGGAAAUCAGAUUUAUUUUUAAAGAUGAACUUUCAUUAUAGACUGAGUGUUGUUUUUUUUUAUAGUUUAAAAAAUGACUUAAAGUUAAUUUUUUUUUAAAUACCAAAUUGAAAUAUAAAAUAACAGAAUGAGCUUAGACUGGUUUUUUCUUGAAAAAUAUACAUUCCAACAGAAUUUUCAACAGGCAAUUUCCAUUUCUUACAUACUACGAACCUUUUAUGUAUGGUUAAUUAUGCUAUCUUAUGCAGGCAGCUUCUAUCUGAGCAGAUAUUUUGUCAUUUCAGACGCAACAGCCAAAUCUUCUUUCUGCGAUAGCGGGCCGACUGGCAGCGUAGAUGCCACACCCAAAGAAGCAGAUGGCAAAGUCAAGGUCGGUCCAGCUUCAAGCGCCAAUCAGACGUGGAGUGGGAUGAAUGCCGCAUCACCUUCUGGAUCCAGUGACGCAACUCGCCAUGUCCGGGCAUUCUCAGCGGCUAGCUCCUGUGAAGCCUCAGGCAAGGUCAAAGAAAGGUCACCUACUUGUUCUAGUGAGCCGGCGAGCAAGGUCAACGAAAGGUCAGCUGCUAGCUCUAGGGAGCCGGCUAGCAAGGUCAGGGAAAGUUCACCUACAAGCUCUGGUGAGCCGGCUAGCGUGUUAAAGGAAAGGUCAGCCCCUUGCACGAACGGCGCUUCAAACACCUACAAGGUCACUUCUGCCACACUUAAUUCAUACGACAACGAAUAUCAGCCAACGGGCGAUGAGCUUGUGCCGUACGACCAGAAGAAAGCGGAAGAAGCUAUGAGCGCCGCUGGUAGGAGAGAUUCCGGGAAAUCCCCAGUCUUAGAAAAAUGUCUUUUCUGUGGCAAGGAGAGCUACAGCAUGCUGAAAUGCUCACGGUGUUUUACGGGAAGGUAUUGUGGCAAAAUAUGUCAGAAGCAAGACUUUCCUAGACACAAAGAAAGUUGCAGUAAGUUAUCGUUUAUACCAUUGGUGGGGGUGUGUGUGGGUUGGGGGGGGGGGAUUACUAGUACUAUGGCAUUAUGCGCAGGGUCGGUGACAAUCUUCAUUGGGCUGUUUCAAACUUGAUUUUCUUCUGUGUUUGGGACAAUUUUUCAAUAAGGUAUAAGCAUCCUCAGAGAUGUGGACCAAAAUUACGGAGGCAUGUUUUAACCUUUGAGAUCGAAUGGCUUUUAAAUGUAAAAUUUCAUCACGUGAUAUGGUGUGAAAAGGGUGGGGAGGGGGAUUACUUGCCCGGGUGCCCGACCGAAUCAGAUAGACCUACGAUUGGGAGGCUUAAGUUAGUUAACAAUUAGCCAAAGUUAUACCUAUGACUGGAAGUCUUGAGUUAGUUAAGUAAGAUCACGCGUGACGUCUCAACUCCUGUAAAAAGGUUGCAUUUUUUGUCUUUGGGAGGAUGCGACUAUUAAUAAGCGCAAGAUUGAAUUAGAGCAAGAUUGAAUAAGAACAAGACUGAAUAACCACACAGUUGAAUAAGUGCAAGAUUAUAUAAGCGCAAAAUUGAUUAAACCCAAGAUUUAAGAAGUUCAAAAUUGAAAAAGCACAAGAUUGAAUAAGCGCAAUAUUGAAUACGUGCAAGAUUAAAUACGUGCAAGAUUGAAUACGUGCAAGAUUAAAUACGUGCAAGAUUCAAUAAGGAUAAAAUUGAAUAGUUGCAAGAUUGAAUAAGCGCACUAUUGAAUAAGUACACUAUUGUCUAAGAGCAAGAUUUAGCAAACCCAAGAUUGAUUAAACUCAAAAUUUAAUAAGCGCACGAUUGAAUAAGUGCAAGAUUGAAUAAGUGCAACAUUAAUUAAGCGCAAAAUAUAAAAAAGCAAGAUUGUUUAAGCGCAACAUUGAUUACGAAUAGCACUGCAACUGACGCAGAAAUCAAAACUAUAUUAAUGGGCCUGGAACAGGUGCGACGCAGAUUAGCCAGACGUAAAACACUUCCAUCCACCGUAGUAGUAAUAAUAAUAAUAAUAAUAAUAAUAAUAAUAACGUUUAUUUGAAAAACACGCUUCAUCCCCAAAAGCUCGAAGCGCGGUACAAAGUCAACCAUAUUAAAAAGAGAAAUAAAACCAUCUAAAAUUUACCACAUUUAAAAACAGACGCAACAGUAAAAAAACAAAAACAUACGAGCAUACCAAGUCAAAGUCUUUCACCCCAUUUCAUUCAACCAUAAGCAACACAAGUCAAUAUACACUAACUGGAAAAAGAUGGUAGAUAGCAUCACCCCAGAAGGUGUUUGCAAAACAGAUGUGUUUUUAAAUCGGUUUUAAAGGACUCCAGUGUCUGGCUGUUUCUGAGAGCGACUGGAAGAGCGUUCCAAAUUGUUGGGCCGGCAAAUGCAAAAGUGCGUUUUCCGUAAGUCUCAAGGCGAACACACGGUAUCGAUAUUUUGCCACUAUCGGAUGAGUGGAGCUCUCUAGUGGGUACACAAGGCGUCAUGAGUGCUUUGAGAUAGGACGGCGCCAGGUCAUGUAAGCAGCGGUAGCACAAAGUUACAAUUUUGUACUCUAUGCGAGCGCGGACCGGCAGCCAGUGCAGCUCUCUCAGAAGUGUUUUAGCAUGGUCGAAUUUGCGUUUGCGAAGAACAAUGCGAGCCGCAUUAUUCUGUGCUCUUUGAAGUUUAUCCAGGAGCGUAGCUGGGAGACCCACCAUGAGAGCAUUGCAAUAGUCCAUGCGUGAUAACACAAAUGCAGACAUCAGCCUCUUUGAUGCACCUAACGUUAAGAAAGGUCUGACAUGAUUAAUCCUGCGCAGCGCUAGAAAAAUACCGAUUCACAAUGUGCUCUCUAACACGGAAAUGGCCAAUGCAAUUUUGGAGCCUCACGGAGGCAAAGUGACCCUUCAAUGGAUCCCGGGACACGCGACUAUUAAUAAGCGCGAGAUUGAAUGAGCGCAAUAUUAAAUAAGCGUAAGAGUGAAUAAGAGCAAGACUGAAUAAGCGCACAGUUGAAUAAGUGCAAGAUUGUAUAAGCGCAAGAUUGAGUAAAUCCAAGAUUGAAUAAACUAUCAUUGAAUAAGCGCAAGUUUGAAUAAAUAUAAUUUAGUAUUGUUUGGUAUAGAAUGAGUUUAUUUCUUCUUCACUGCAUUGAAAACUUAUUGGUGCACAGUCUGUUUUUUAAUUCUUUAUAUCAACUUCGCUUUUGUUCGUGUGUUGCUGGUUGGCGAAAACCCUCGGACGGCUAAUUGUCCCACGUUCAGUGAACCUAACGAGCUGAGGCAAACGCCCCAUACAACUGUUGGUGAAAUAAAUCUGCUGUGCAAAAGGGGGUGGGACAUUAGAAGAUUAAUUUUAAAAUGAAUUCAUUUAAAAAACUCGGAUAAAGGAUUUAUUCCAAAAGCUUUGGGUUUUUUUUUAAUGGGUUGUAAAUAAUUUAGAUUUUCUCUUUACCAAGUUUUCCGAAAUUUCAAAACAGCUGAGAAAAAUAAAAAUUAAAUCCAUUUUCUUCCAUUUGUUUAAUUAAUUAAGACAUGACGUAGGUUUUAUUUUGAACAUUUAACAAAAAAGGUGUAUGCCCUGUACUCAUUUUCAAGGGCGCGGUGGACGAUUCUUGGUGGCCUUGGACAAAAUCCCCGACCCUCUCGUGACAGCAGCUUUCUUGGGUCUGGGAAUUCCACCCAUUUCCGUCUUUCUGUCGGAUUUGUGCGGGGCAUUCGAAUGUGAGUAUUCAAUUUAUGUCUGUUAUGUUAUUGUGAGUAUUCAAUUUAUGUCUCUCAUAUUAUUGUGGGUAUUCAAUUUAUGUCUUUCAUAUUAUUGUGGGUAUUCAAUUUAUGUCUCUCAUAUUAUUGUGGGUAUUCAAUUUAUGUCUCUCAUAUUAUUGUGGGUAUUGGUAUCUGCGUGUAUGUGUAUUCAAUUUAUGUCUCUUAUAUUAUUGUGAGUAUUGGUAUCUGCGUGUGUAUGUGUAUUCAAUUUAUGUCUCUUAUAUUAUUGUGAGUAUUGGUAUUUGCGUGUGUAUGUGUAUUCAAUUUAUGUCUCUUAUAUUAUUGUGAGUAUUGGUAUCUGCGUGUGUAUGUGUAUUCAAUUUAUGUCUCUUAUAUUAUUGUGAGUAUUGGUAUCUGCGUGUGUAUGUGUAUUCAAUUUAUGUCUCUUAUAUUAUUGUGAGUAUUGGUAUUUGCGUGUGUAUGUGUAUUCAAUUUAUGUCUCUUAUAUUAUUGUGAGUAUUGGUAUCUGCGUGUGUAUGUGUAUUCAAUUUAUGUCUCUCAUAUUAUUGUGGGUAUUCAAUUUAUGUCUCUCAUAUUAUUGUGGGUAUUCAAUUUAUGUCUCUCAUAUUAUUGUGGGUAUUCAAUUUAUGUCUCUCAUAUUAUUGUGGGUAUUCAAUUUAUGUCUCUAUUAUUGUGGGUAUUGGUAUCUGCGUGUAUGUGUAUUCAAUUUAUGUCUCUUAUAUUAUUGUGAGUAUUGGUAUCUGCGUGUGUAUGUGUAUUCAAUUUAUGUAUCUUAUAUUAUUGUGAGUAUUGGUAUCUGCGUGUGUAUGUGUAUUCAAUUUAUGUCUCUUAUAUUAUUGUGGGUAUUGGUAUAUGCGUGUGUAUGUGUAUUCAAUUUAUGUCUCUUAUAUUAUUGUGGGUAUUGGUAUCUGCGUGUGUAUGUGUAUUCAAUUUAUGUCUCUUAUAUUAUUGUGAGUAUUGGUAUCUGCGUGUAUGUGUAUUCAAUUUAUGUAUCUUAUAUUAUUGUGAGUAUUGGUAUCUGCGUGUGUAUGUGUAUUCAAUUUAUGUCUCUCAUAUUAAUGUGGGUGUUGGUAUCUGCGUGUGUAUGUGUAUUCAAUUUAUGUCUCUUAUAUUAUUGUGAGUAUUGGUAUCUGCGUGUGUAUGUGUAUUCAAUUUAUGUCUCUUAUAUUAUUGUGAGUAUUGGUAUCUGCGUGUGUAUGUGUAUUCAAUUUAUGUCUCUUAUAUUAUUGUGAGUAUUGGUAUCUGCGUGUGUAUGUGUAUUCAAUUUAUGUCUCUUAUAUUAUUGUGGGUGUUGGUAUCUGCGUGUGUAUGUGUAUUCAAUUUAUGUCUCUUAUAUUAUUGUGAGUAUUGGUAUCUGCGUGUGUAUGUGUAUUCAAUUUAUGUCUCUUAUAUUAUUGUGAGUAUUGGUAUCUGCGUGUGUAUGUGUUCUUCUGCGAGAGUGUGUGUGUGGUUUGUGUGCGAGUGUGUCGGUGUGUGUGUGUGUGUUAAGUGUGUGGGUGGCGUAUAUUUGAUGUGGUUGUUGUAUUUGGUUGGUUUGCUUAUUUCCUCUUUUUUUUUAAAGUUAUGUUGGUUACUAGCUAACAGACAACCCCCUGUGCAACCCGUUGUCGUAAACAGUGGCGUAGCGAGGGUGUUUGGCGCCCGGGGACAAGAUUCGCGCCCGGGGACAAGAUCCAUUUUUAGCGCCCCUUUUUCUUUUUUUUUUCAACUCUCAAACCCAUUAUUUUCAUCAAUAAAAUAAUAUAAAAGCACAUUUUGGCGCCCCUAACUAGCUGGCGCCCGGGGACAUCUGUCCCCACCACGCUACGCCUCUGGUCGUAAAUGGCUCCAAGAUUCAUUUGAUCAACCAAGGGAUUCUAAUAGUUUGAACAGUCAAACAUCAUUGUCUGAUACUAUGUCUGACGGACUUAAACAAAGGAACAAUCUUUUUUUAACAACUGAGUGUCUAUUAUAUUUUGUGUUAUUUUGAAAUGUCACUGAAGUAAAUCGACUUUUUAAAAAAAAAAAAAUUAUAACCAAAAAAAAAAAAAAAUUUUAACCCAUUCUUCUAAAACUUUCAUUUAAGUAAUUUUUUAGAAAUAAUUCACUGCUCAGCCUCAGGCAAAUUGAUUAUUUAUUUUGAGGUUACAGUUAGUUUUCACGUGAUUAUCUCGCCCUUGUUUUAACGUCCUAGACUUGAUGAUUGGCCCAAGGCGCUCUCUCCUGCUGGAGAUCGUGGACACGUCUGUUUUUGUGUUCCAGUACAGCGUUAGAGCCAUGGUAAGCCAGAGAAUUAGGGUUCAUACUCUCUACCUCCUAGAUCCAAAUUCACAAAUACUGUGAUUUGUUGUUUUUUUUUUCCUUUUUUAAACUGACCUCUUGAACUGCUUGGGCUCAUUGGAAAAACACGGGGAAAAUAAUGUCUAGAUUCUAGAUUACUCUAUAGCUCUUAGUAAUGACAAUUUACUUCCCUUUUACAUCUUCCACGUAGCUAAAAAUAGGGUGUGAAAGUAACAAAUAAGCGAGAUAAUCUUUACAAGUUGAUAUUUUUAUUUACAUUAAAAAUUUUCCUAAAAGAAUCACACCCGCGUUUCUUUGCUCCCAUAAUGUGGACAGAAUGCACUCAGAUUAGAACAAUGGAGAUGAGCGAAACAAAGUAUUGAAAAACCUGGGGCCGGGGGGGGCGGGGGGGGGGGGGGGGGGGUGAACGCAACAAAACAACGAACGUGUCGGCAAGAAGCACUUCAUUGCCGAACAAACAACACCAAAAGAUAGAAUCAAACAAAAAUAACGCUUAACUGUAAUGUAGCAUGUGAGAGGACGGCAAGAGGAAGGGGACAGAACACAGGGCCUUCUGUUAGAGAACAGCUGAUGUUCUCCCUCACUUAAUUCUGUUCAGUCUUCCUCAACGAUUAAUUUUUUUUCAUUUUCUUUUUCUUCAAAGUUUGUAUUGCCAUAUCCAUAGAGUUUUUUUCAAUAGCGUACUCUCGGUCUAUAGUCAGACUUGACCGAAAAUAUCAGUUGUUCAUCUUAUCUAUUUCUUUUUUUUUUCUUUUUUUUUUUCUUGCCAGGACCGAGAUGGGACGAUGUGCCGAAUCCUUUUCUAUGAACCUUCCGGCAUCUACUACCACGUCCCCAAUGGCUUAAU
Messenger RNA from Lymnaea stagnalis (great pond snail), 11259 nucleotides. The record is from the annotation of a GenBank genome assembly. Lineage: Eukaryota; Metazoa; Mollusca; Gastropoda; Lymnaeidae.